GUUAUUCAGUUCUCUCGGCUAUCUUUACGCCGUUAGUUCUUUGUGCCUUUCACCAAUCAGUAAUUUAUUAUUCAGCUGAAACAUUUAGAAAUAAAAAAUAAUAAAAAGCAAUAUACGUUUUUUCGAAAAAAUACCUUUUAUGCUAUAACACAGCCUGUUGCUAAACAAGUAUAUGUUGGAUUAUUGUGGAAUAAGGUUUGGAUAAUUUUGGCAGGAGUCACGUUUUUCUAUAUUAUACAAAAGCAUUAUGUAAACUAUGAGUAAAUUAAAAUGAAACAUUUUAGUUUAAUCUUGUCGGUUUUAUUCUUAUAUAUAAAAAAAAAAGAAGCAAAAUAGCACCUGCUCUAAAUCAUGAGCUACAAAUUUCAUCAGUAAACCUCCUUCCACAGUGAGGGAAGACAGUGUUUCCUAAGUCAAGUACGCCCUCCCGUGGCCGCUCAGGCAAGUACAACAGCAACAGCUCGGCCACUAUCAAUCGCUCACAGAGAACAUCGAGUCUGAACGCUUGGAUCGAUCGCAGAACAACUCGAUGGCACGGACUCGUCGAAGUGUGUGUGUGUGCGUGUGUGAUUGAAUCAAGCAAGUCCAUCAGUUUCAUAUAAAGACUGAUCAACGACGCGAGCGCCUCCGUGUUCUUGAGGUGCCGCCGCCAGCUGUAACCGUCUCUGAACGGCGCGGAGAACAAGCGCGUUGCCGUCGCCACCAUCUUGUCCACAGCCGCGGUCAGGCACGCUGAGUUCAUCCCGGAUGCCGAGCGCAGCGAGCGGAGAGGACGGCUAAUCAAUCCGCAACAUCGUCAGCCAGUCUUGGUAAAGCGGGCUUGCGUGCCCGCUGCGUCCAGCCUUCAUUAUAUGCCAACUUGUUACAAAGGGGGCACCUUUGGUCCAGCGCGAACCCCGUAGUUCCCUGCGCCCGUGAUGGACUUCCCGUGGCACAGUGGGAAGGUCUUACAGCAGCUUGACCAUCAGCGUCAGCAGGGUCUCCUUUGUGACUGCACCUUCGUGGUGGAUGGGGUAGACUUCAAAGCCCAUAAGGCUGUGCUUGCAGCCUGCAGUGCUUACUUCCACACUCUCUUCCUGGAACAGAAGGAUGUCGUGCAUUUGGAUAUCAGCAAUGCUGCAGGUCUUGGGCAAGUCCUUGAAUUUAUGUACACGGCAAAGCUGACAUUGAACCCUCAGAAUGUAGAGGAUGUUCUGGCUGUGGCCACAUUCCUUCAGAUGCAAGAAAUCGUUAAUGCUUGCUCUGCUUACAAGUCCCUUGCUGUUCCUCCAACAUCUAAUAGUGGGCCAGAGGAGGGACAUCAGAGGCUGGUUAAGAAAGAUGAUGUUGCUUCUUCACUUGAGGGACAGGGCAGUCGCACUUUGGCCCAGAACGGGGCACCUGAGCCAGAUGAAGCUACCUUGUCAUCAGAGACCACAGGAGACCAUCACGCUAAGUGUAGCACUACUGAGCGACAAAGCACGGCGGCUCAAAGAGCAGGCGGUCGGGCGGGAAGACCGUGUGCCAGGCAGAAGAAAGCUGAAGUCUCCGUCACCAAGGCUGACAUGGAAGAGGAGAGUGCCACAAAGGAAGUCAUGGAAUAUCAGGAUGACCCUUCUGAUGCAGAUUACACACCCAAACUCUCACAGAGGGCUGCAGCGAGGAGAUCUUACGUGAGCACACGGAGAAGCAAAUCAAAAUAUGCUGCCCGGCGCCUGGCUGCUCAAGAUGAUUAUUCCAGUGGAGGGGAAGUGUGGAAAUCUGCAGCCGGGAAGAAUAAGGGGGAGGGGGAGGGGGAGGGUUCUGGUGAAGAGGAGCAGCUGGCACAGGAUGAAGAGCUGAUGGAUGCGGAGGAUGGAGCAGCAGAGGGUUGUGGUGAAGGGAAGUGUUUGAGGACUGGGGCCAUGGCAGAACGCAGCGAGUCCAGAGCGUAUGGCUCCGUCACACACAAGUGUGAGGUGAGGACUGCUGCAGCUCGGCAGGACUGUGGAAAGAAGUUUACUCACACAGGGAACUUUAAACGGCACAUGCGCAUUCACACGGGCGAGAAGCCCUUCAGCUGCCGAGACUGCAGCAAAGCCUUCUCUGACCCAGCUGCCUGCAAAGCACACGAAAAAACCCACAGCCCUCUGAAGCCCUACUGCUGUUCCACAUGCGGGAAGAGUUACCGGCAGAUCAGCCUGCUAAACCUGCACAGGAAGCGGCACACGGGCGAGGCGCGCUACAGCUGCGACGAAUGUGGCAAGCUCUUCACCACGUCGGGCAACCUGAAAAGGCACCAGCUGGUGCACAGCGGCGAGAAGCCGUACCACUGUGAUUACUGCGAGCGGGCCUUCUCCGACCCCACCGCCAAGAUGCGCCACCUGGAGACGCACGACACAGACAAGGGCCACAAGUGCCCGCACUGCGACAAGAAGUUCAAUCAGGUAGGGAACUUAAAAGCUCACAUGAAAAUCCAUAUCGCAGAUGGGCCUCUGAAGUGUAAAGAGUGCGGCAAGCAGUUCACUACUUCAGGGAACCUGAAGAGACACCUGCGAGUGCACAGUGGAGAAAAGCCCUUUGUUUGCGUGCACUGCCAGAGAGCCUUUGCUGACCCGGGUGCACUGCAGAGACAUGUGCGCAUUCACACAGGGGAAAAGCCUUGUCUUUGUCUGAUCUGUGGAAAAGGCUUCACACAGGCCAGUUCACUCAUUGCACAUGUGCGUCAGCACACUGGAGAGAAGCCAUACGUAUGUGACCGCUGUGGCAAAAGGUUUGUGCAGUCCAGCCAGCUUGCCAAUCAUAUCCGUCACCAUGACAAUAUACGACCCCACAAGUGCCAUACAUGCAAUAAAGCAUUUGUCAAUGUUGGAGACCUCUCCAAACAUAUCAUCAUCCAUACAGGGGAGAAACCGUUCCUGUGUGACAAGUGUGGCCGUGGCUUCAACCGCGUGGACAACCUCCGCUCCCAUGUUAAGACCGUUCACCAGGGCAAGGCAGGCAUGAAGAGACUGGUGGUGGCGGAGGAUGAUGAUGCUGAGGACAAGUUGCUCCCUGCCUCUGCCUCGGCCUCCGAGCUGGAGGAUAACGAAGUCAACAUCGUCACUGUCACCACGGACGACAUCGUGACAUUGGCUACAGAAGCACUGGCGGCCAGUGCUGUAGCACAGCUAACUGUGGUGCCUGUAGCAGCAUCUGUAUCUGCGGAUGAAACUGAGGCUCUAAAAGCAGAAAUCACAAAGGCAGUGGAGAAAGUUCAGGAGGCCGAUCCCAACACCCAGAUUUUAUAUGCGUGUGACUCGUGCGGCGAGAAGUUCCUGGACGCCAGCUCUCUGGCCCAGCACGUGCGCAUCCACACGGCCCAGGCCCUGGUCAUGUUUCAGGCGGACUCCGACUUCUACCAGCAGUACACGGCGGAUGGCGCUUGGCAGACUACCGAGCAGGUCAUCCAGGGGGGAGAGCUCCUGUUUCGGACACGGGAGGGUGAGGAAGAGACCACUGGUGGAGGUGGUGGUGGCAGCCAGGCUGAGACGGCCCAGUCUGAGCCUCAGGCUGAGGAAGGGGAGGCGGAAGAAGAGACUGUACAGAUCUGUGAAAGUGGAACACGGUGAGAAACGUAGGAGUGGUAAAGAUUAAUGGGGGUUAUAUAAUCUUUAGAAUUCUGGUUUUGAAAAUUUUGGCUAUGGCAGUGUAGUUGUAGCUAUGGCAACUAUGUGAGCAUUGGACACAGUAUACAUCAGAUGAAAUGUUAGAGGGCUGUUUUUUCAAGAUAAAUGCCUAAAUGCGUUUUGGGCUUGUUUUUAUAAAUUGGUUUAUUUGAAAAAAAUAAAUAAUAAAAAAAAAAUCUGGAACCAUAGCACAAGUGCAUGAUAUGAUAUGAAAUGUACAAUAAAACAUUUAGGUUAUAACGAAUUAUUUAAAACAAUUUGUUUUUAGAUAUGAAUGCACAUUUUUGUUCAAUGCAUAUUUUGCUGUCAUAAUUGUCAGACACUGAUAAAUGACAUUAAAUUACUAUACUGAAUAUUCUCAUAUUUUGACAUUGUGUAUUAAAUGGAUCAAGAUUUAUGCUGUCAGUGUAAAAAAGAAAGGAAAAAAAAACUUAUACUUUUCAUAAAAGCAAUACAAAACAAUGACUGGUAGUGAAUCAUUUAACUACAGUGUCCCAGUAUACAUUUUUCAGUGUUCCAGUAUA
This is a messenger RNA of Electrophorus electricus (electric eel), 4150 nucleotides long. It is a transcript of the gene zbtb17, whose product is annotated as zinc finger and BTB domain containing 17. The record is from RefSeq and is a predicted model, not a curated record. Gene Ontology annotation, cellular component: nucleus. Gene Ontology annotation, biological process: regulation of transcription by RNA polymerase II. Gene Ontology annotation, molecular function: protein binding; DNA-binding transcription factor activity, RNA polymerase II-specific. Lineage: Eukaryota; Metazoa; Chordata; Actinopteri; Gymnotiformes; Gymnotidae.